AUGGCCCCCCGAUCGCCCUCGCGCUCCAGCGAUGGCGGAGCCUCAGAACACCACAUGCGCGCCGAACCGCGCCUUCUAAAAGCGAUCGACGAAUCGAAAAACGACGAUGCCAUCAACGUUAUCCAGUCCGCAAGGGCAGCCUCCCAACCUAUCGAGCACCUCCUCCGCAUCGGUCUGAUGCGCGCGUCCGAGCGUGGCAACAACUUCCUCGCUGAGUACCUACUCCAGAACGGCGCGAAACCCGACGGCGCAGCUGGCGGGCGCGUCAGUCCCCUGCUGAAAGCCAUCGAGAAGAACCAUGUCGGAAUCGUACAGUUGCUGCUCAAGUUUGGGGGCAAUGUCGAUGUGGCGGACAAGCAGGGGCGCACGGCGCUCAUGACGGCGGCGUGGAAGAACCAUUUUCAUAUUUUGAACAUAUUGCUGAGGUGCAAGGCGGAUGUCAAUAAAAAGGAUAAUCAGGGGAGGAACGUGUUGCAUAACUUGGCGGCGGAUAAACAUUGUAAUUGGGGGAGGGAUGUCAUUGAGGUAUUGCUGAGGACGGACAUUGCCAUUGACGGUACCGAGGGUCAGGAUGAGCUCAAGCGAAGUCCGUUACACUGGGCAGCCGUUACGGGAAAGAAAGAGCUCUGCGAAUGGUUGAUUUUAAGGAGGGCGAAUGUAAAUGCCGUUGAGGUUCGCGAGAAGACGAGCUUGCACUUGGCGGUGGCGCAUCAAAGAGAUGACAUCGUCGAGCUUCUGAUUCACUACGGAGCCGAUGUCACGGCAAAGAGCGAUGGCAGUUGGACGCCGUUGCACAAUGCCUGUGAGGUGGGUAGCGUCAAGAUUGUCAGGAUCCUGCUCGCCUCAGGCGCUGGUCUGAAUGCAAAACUGCUGAACGGCAUGACGCCGUUGCACGUCGCAGCACAGGCUGGCCAUCUCGAUGUCGUCCAAUCGAGAGAUACGUUCGGAAUCACGCCCUUUCUUCGCGCCGCGCAAAAUAAACGGAAAGACAUAGUCAAUCUCCUCGCGCCAUCGAACCACGUGGAGACACUAAGUGAGGAUGCUUUGGGUGCGUGCAACGGAUUCAAUGCGACGAUCGUCGAUUUCGGCAAUUUUCACAACGAGAACAAGGUGCGGAGACGGACGGUGAAACCAGCCGUUUCCAUUCUCCCUAAGGACUCGAAGGCCACAAGCUUCAGGUGGAUCCAUCUUCCGGCCAACAACAUGGCCUGGGUCGAGGCACUAUUAACCAAGGCUUUCAUCGAGGAGGGCGCAUCCGACCAUCGAGGACAACAGAUCCAUUCGCAUUUCAUGAGACCGCUCUGUCAUAGCACUCCAAGGGCGCCAAAGGUUCACGAAGAAUCGGACUUCUCGGACGGAGCAGACCAUGGCCCGCCUCAAAUUAUCGUCAGUGAUAGCCCUGGCCUAGGUAUCAGUGUGUCAAGCCACCAGUCUUCCUCAGCUGGGGCGCAGGAACAUCCGCCACCAAGGGCCCCUAGGAGGACAGAUACUAUUCAGACAGAUGCCACAUUGACAUCGAAUGCGUCCGCCCCAGGUUCAGAUAGGAAACAUGGCAAGGGGAAAGAAAAAGUCAAGAAGACAGCGAAAUGGGGCGGAAAAACACCGACGAAACAGAGCGAUCACCACGCCAGACAACAACGGAAGACUAGCCAACCGCUGACUAGCAGCGGUCAUUUGAGGUCGCCAGGGAGUCCGGGUAGAAAGGACCCCACAGCAUCGGCGAAGGGUAACAUCUUUACCUUCAUGCCGUACUUGCAUUUUGAAACCAACCGCAGGCGACAUGAAAUGCAAGAGGCUAUCAUUCGUGCACAAAGAGCUAAAAGGAUCGAGAGGAGAGAAGGACGCCAUUGCCCACCUAUGCUGCCACGGGCCUCUACCUACGACGAGAUGUUGCUUCGAGCUCAUCUGAGUUCUUCCAAUGUGUCUUUGCAUGUCAGGCGAACAACGCGCGACCAAGAUCAGGUCGUCUACCGGUACCAGAUGAAGGAUCAAGAACAGGGCGAGCCCUUCGAAAUUGAUCCCAAGAUCUUCAUGGUAGAUCAACUGUGGAUGUGGGUGCUGGGCAAAGAUCUUAUCGUGACUGCAUUCCCUCAGCGUUGGCAGCAGCCCAAGAACGAUCCACUCAACGUGCUCGAUGGCAUCAUCGAAGAUAUCAAUAGCAAGACCCGCGAACCUGUGCGAUCCAUCUAUGACCUGGCUUUGAUCAUCACCGGUCGAUGCAGUGGUGUUUUCGACCGCAAUCGGCAGGACGAGGACUACCAGUUCCUCGACAUGUUCGAAGCAUCCAUCGGCAAUGCCACUGAAGCCGAGACCAAACUCUUCAGUGAGUUUAACGAUGCCUCCGAACGAGCAUCUAAGUGGCUGAGGGAGCAUCGUCGCCCCAAUCGCUUUUCCCGUCAGUUAGAAGCCCAAGGACGUGAUAUUGAGCAUGAGAACCGCAGGCGUAGGACCCACACACAUAUCUUCUCGAAUGACUCCUUGCACGACAUAAAUGGAGACGAUUACCGGGACGAUGAUGACGGACCAGUUCAUACACCUCUAUUCGUCGACAAACUUCUAGACAUCGGUGCUGAGACAGACCUCCUUGCCGAGACGAAGGAUAUUCGCGACGAGCUCAACAUGAUAGCCAAGGUUCUUGAAGACCAGCGUUCCGUGAUUCCAGAUAUCGAGGUGUCAAUCACCGACAUCCUACGAGAAGAGCACAAGAGCCAACAGGAUCUCAAACGCCGCAUCAGAGAGCAGAUCAAAACUAUCGACACGCACCUAAAAGACAUUGAUCGCAUGGACAAGCAGGCUGAGCGAAUCUACAAAAGCAUAACCGAUCUCCUCGAUCUUAAGCAAAAACACGCCAACGCAUUCGAAGCCCGUUUCGCCCGCGACCAAGCCGCCGGCACCGCGCGCCAGAGCCAAACCAUUAUGGUCUUCACUAUCGUGACCAUCAUCUUCCUCCCUCUCUCCUUCAUUGCAGCCUUCUUCACGAUCAACAUUCGCGAGUUCCCACACAAAGAUCCGGAAGGCGAGCCCAGCCUCCCCCUAAGCUGGGUCAGCAAAUACAUGUUCGGCAUCAGCUUCGCCGUCUCCAUCCCUCUCAUCGCCACCGCGCUCUCUCUCGACGCCAUUAGCGACACCUUCCGUCUCAUCAAACGUUACAUCCGCGACCACCGCAAGUCAUCGAAACGGAAGGGCUCUGUCAGCUACGCCGGCGGCGCGAGCAACGAGAAACUGUCUCAGCAUGCAGCCACCAGUGUCGAGUACGUCGUCGAUAUGCGACCUCUCGAAAACAUGCUCAGCGUGGGUCGCAGCACGCGUGCAGGUCGCAGGAGCUAUGAAACAUACGGGAGUUAUAUCGGUGGUGGAACUCUGCUCCCCGUGACGAGUCGAGGUACAGCGAAGACGGGCUCGCACGCGAACGGUGGCACUGCCGCUGGUCAGCGUGGGAAAAUAGAUGUCGAGAUCGUUGCUACCGAUCAUCAGGAAUUACCUACACCAGUCGAGAGGCAGAGUACUGGGUUUAGGAUAAGAAGGAGUGCUGACGUUGAGCGUGGGUUCUGA
Aaosphaeria arxii CBS 175.79 is the source of this 3552-nucleotide messenger RNA. RefSeq lists its product as uncharacterized. Gene Ontology annotation, molecular function: protein binding; metal ion transmembrane transporter activity. NCBI's taxonomy places the organism in Eukaryota, Fungi, Ascomycota, Dothideomycetes, Pleosporales. Gene Ontology annotation, biological process: metal ion transport; transmembrane transport. The coding region runs from base 1 to 3552 and encodes 1183 amino acids. The record is from RefSeq and is a predicted model, not a curated record. Gene Ontology annotation, cellular component: cytoplasm; nucleus; membrane. The transcript has 6 exons.